Molecule: messenger RNA, 1486 nt
Organism: Hordeum vulgare subsp. vulgare (domesticated barley)
Lineage: Eukaryota; Viridiplantae; Streptophyta; Magnoliopsida; Poales; Poaceae
Product: alcohol dehydrogenase 3-like
Exons: 9
Coding region: 341-1486 (381 amino acids)
Biological process (GO): formaldehyde catabolic process
Cellular component (GO): cytosol
Molecular function (GO): zinc ion binding; S-(hydroxymethyl)glutathione dehydrogenase [NAD(P)+] activity
Source: RefSeq, a predicted model, not a curated record
CUUGCAAAACGACGAGACGAGGUGGACGCCCUGCUGUUUUCGCAGUUGGUUUUCCGCCCCGGUUUUUCGUCACCAAGUCAGCCCUCUCCUGGCCUAAUCGUCGGUUUUUUACUCUGUCCUGGCCGCCGUUGACCCGUAGCCCCUUGGUCGUCACGUCACUCCGAUUUCGAUAUACCACACGGGGCCGAGGUUUGAAACCGGCGGAGACGCGCGCAGACAGGCGAACGGAGGCCGGACACCCCUGUUUCGGUCGCCCUGUCCAAGGAAAACAGCCCAUCUUCUUUCCCCACUUGCACUCCAAGCUAGCCUAAUUAGUUUCGUCUGAUUUUGAUUUUGGUUCAUGUUUGAGGACGGGGAUCUAAAUUUGCAUGGCUGGUUGCAGCGGUGGUGCCAUGGGAGGCCGGGAAGCCGCUAUCGGGCGAGGAGGUGGAGGUGGCGCCGCCGCAGGCCAUGGAGGUGCGAGUCAGGAUCCUCCACCGCACUCUGCCACACCGACGUCUACUUCUGGAAGGCCAAGGGGCAAACUCCGGUUUUCCCUAGGAUCUUGGGCCAUGAAGCUGGAGGUAUUGUCGAGAGCGUUCCGGAGGGUGUGACCGAGCUCGUGCCAGGUGACCAUGUCCUCCCGGUGUUCACCGACGAGUGCAAGGAGUGUGCUCACUCCAAGUCAGACGAGAGCAACCUUUGCGACCUCCUCAGGAUCAACGUGGAUCGUGGUGUGAUGAUCGGCGAUGGGGAGUCUCGCUUCAGCAUUAAUGGGAAACCGAUCUUCCACUUUGUUGGGAUCUCCACCUUCAGUGAGUACACUGUGAUCCAUGUUGUGUGCCUCGCAAAGAUCAACCUGGAGACGCCCCUUGACAAAGUUUGUGUUCUCAGCUGUGGCAUCUCAACCGGACUUGGUGCAACCCUCAAUGUCGCAAAACUGAAGAACGGUUCGACGGUGGCCAUUUUCGGUCUUGGAGCUGUAAGCCUUGCUGCCAUGGAAGGGGCCAAGAUGGCUGGGGCAUCAAGGAUCAUCGGUGUGGAUCUGAACCCUGCAAAACACGAACAAGCUAAGAAAUUUGGAUGCACAGACUUUGUGAACCCCAAGGACCACACCAAGCCCGUGCAAGAGGUGCUUGUCGAGAUGACCCAUGGCGGAGCCGACCGUGCGGUUGAGUGCACUGGCCACAUCGACGCCAUGAUCGCCGCCUUCGAAUGUGUCCAUGAUGGGUGGGGCGUGGCAGUGCUGGCGGGCGUCCCGCACAAGGAGGCGGUGUUCAAGACACACCCGUUGAACUUCCUCAAUGAGAAGACCCUGAAGGGCACCUUCUUCGGCAACUACAAGCCGCGCAUCGACCUCCCGGAGGUCGUCGAGAUGUACAUGAGGAGGGAGCUGGACCUGGAGAAGUUCAUCACGCACAGCGUGCCAUUCUCGCAGAUCAACACGGCGUUCGACCUCAUGCUCAAGGGGGAGGGCCUGCGCUGCGUCAUGAGGAUGGACGAGUAG